Molecule: messenger RNA, 2279 nt
Organism: Diachasmimorpha longicaudata
Lineage: Eukaryota; Metazoa; Arthropoda; Insecta; Hymenoptera; Braconidae
Exons: 5
Coding region: 881-1675 (264 amino acids)
Source: RefSeq, a predicted model, not a curated record
AUUUUUACAGAAUUUACCUUCAUAUAUAAUUUAUGAUUCAUAAAUAUGUCAACAUUUUAUUCAUCACACGGCUGAAAUGAACCUUCUGUGGUUCUCUUAUACGCGAGAAAAGUUAAUUUCGCUUCAUGACAAAGUGUACUAUCUAUUCAUUAAAUAUUAAUCAACACAAAAAAUAAUUAAUUAUAUGACUAUGCACGAGUAAUAUAUUUACAAGGUGGAAUAAUGAAAAUAAUUUUCAUAUUACGAUUCCUGGAACAUUUAAUGGCACAUAAAAUCCUCCAAAAACAACACCGUCCAGAAAUCGACCUGUUUACGUGACAUCUCUGUUUUCAGUUUUACGGUUAAUAAAUUACGAAUACCCCAUUACGGCGAGUUGGGGCGUGUUUGAGGUUGGCUUGUCCCUUCAUGCGGACGAAAUUACGCGAGUGACAGGGGACACAUUCAUCGAUAUCGCUGUGCAAGUGAAUCCCUUGGAAAAAUUCCAACUUCGGAGUUGAAUGUUUCAAUGUCCUCGCUUCAUAGCGAUGCAGAAUUGUAGCGAGUUCGUUGUUUCGUUGCUGUUCCCAUCGGUUUUAAUUACUUUUGUCCAGUAAAGGAAGGAACAAUUGUUGAUAUAUGUAAUGACUUUCUCCUUAGGAACACCUAGUAAAUGAACCCUAGGAAUGGCGCAGAAAAUCACCGUCCCAGGUCCAAUUAAUCUUAAAUUAAUCUCAAAGCCCACAAUUACAUUUAAACAACGUAUUUUCGAACUCAACGACGAUAGUUCUAAUUAAUUUUCUCACUUCCUGAAUUGACAUGGGAUACCUCAAAUUUGGAUACCCUAUAUAAAUCCGGAGGUCGAACGGCUUAGAGCUAUCAGUACUACAGCGAACUCGGUAUCAUGAAGACCGUUUCAUUGAAUAUUGUGCUUCUCAUGUCAGCAUACUUGACAGAUGCUGCACGGGAAAUUCAACCGGAGCAAAAGCAGAAACGCGGUGUCGAUUUUUUCGGACCGCCAGGGUUCGACCACUUGGGUCUUCUCCCCGUGUACGAUGCUCCCUGGGCACCGGGGAGUCCCUUCGGCCCAUGGGCAGGAUCACUAGCAUCCGAUCUUGAGUUGCGUCAAGUUCAAACACAGGCGACUCGCGAUGUGGCACUCCAGGUUCUCCAGGACUCUGCUACGGGUACACCCAGUGUAGCGUACACACCCGAGAUCGUACGAGCUAUCCAGCAGGCCAAGACAGCAAAUGAGAAUGUUCUAGUGGCUCAACAACGAGUUGCCGAAAUUAAACAUGCCACUAUCAUACAGCAGAAGAUAGCAUUAGCCAAAGAAGCUGCGGCUCGUGUAGCAGCAGAAAGGUCCGAGGCCAUUUCUGCCCAUACACAAGCGGAAGCUAGAGCGAGUGCCCAGCAGCUCGUAGUUCUUCAACAAAAAUUAGCAACGUCGAAGGACGCUGUUGCUGCAGCGCAGCGUCUUGCUGCUGCUCGGGAGGCCGCUGCAGCAGCUGCUAUACAGCGAAAUGCGUCGGAAACUGCUGCCCAGCUUCGCAAACAGGACGUGGAUAAACAAAUAAGCCAGAGCGAACGGGAAGCCAAGAUUCGUGAUAUUGCUGCUGCCAAGCAACAUGCAAUCGCCAAAGCAGUGCACCAUGCUGCCAUCACAAAGCCCGUGAUUAACCAUCAUCCCUGGGCUUAGUAAAUCUAGACAAAAAAAUCGGCGGAAAAAACCGCGUCGAGUUCUAACAAGUGAUCGGUCCGUUUUUUUGUCAGCCGGAUGUAACCCCUCAGGUACGGCGAUUAUACCACAGACAGCAGGAAAUAUUCAGUAACUAUUAGCCCUUUUUUUAUGGUUUGAGGUUCUCAUUAGAUCCUCUUUCAUAAUUAUUUAAUUAUCAGUGUAAUUUCCGCGUAAUGUCGCCGGCCAAUGAGAGCGCACAGCGCCAUUUAGGCGCGGUACUUGAGGGGUUGAUGGGGGUUUAUUCAACUGCUAUCUAGAAUAAGGUGUUUAAAGCACACCUAAACAUCAGGAAGUAAUUAUCAUAACUGGUGAAGGUUUCCCAUUACUAUUCACGAGAAUUCCCGUUCAUUUUUUUCCACUUGUUGCAAUAAAUAAUGGUGAUGAAGCAGAAAGGGAAGAUAAAGUAAGUCCAUAUUUCAACAAAUUGGACUAUCGUAACUAGAUUUGUCAUCUCCUUCAUCCCCACCAACGUGUCCCGCAUAAACUCCUGAGAGCAGGGCGCAACUCACUGCGCACAACACACUGGUGAUCAUGCCCUGUCCUCUUAAUACUGUAUUGACAA